AUGUUAUCGUACAUCGACUUCAUUGGCUCUGAACAGGCGCACAAGUUGUGUCAGUCCGUGCAUAUUAGCAGCUGGUGUGCUUCAGCGGCUGACAACCUGCCGAAGAAAUGCAAGAACACUAUUCUAUCUCUGGCAUACGCUGAUGUCAAUGCGGUGCAAACAGUAGCCCUGGUUACGACAAAGGAAUGUAUUGCGUCAAACAACCAACGGAAACUCACCUACGAACUAAUUAAUCUGAUUUUCCAGUUGAAUGAUCAACUUGAGAGGCAGCAGAAUCGAGAUCGACAACUGCUUGAAGAAAGGAGCAGCAUGGAAAAGAAGUACAUCCAAAUGUUAAGGGAGUCGAAGGAGAAAAUGAAACAAACUUCCAAAAAGGCCAUCAGAAGGCAGGCGGCCUUCGAGGCUGAGUCCAAUAAAAGGUUGCAGGAGCUGCAGCAACAGAGGAGAUCGCUCAUGAAAAGGCUUUUCGAUACUUUCCUAAGGCAACUGAGCAACAUCAUGGUUGGUGCCCUCCAGCUGAAUGCUGCGGAACUCGAGGCCAGAGAAUACAAGCAUCGAACUAAAUUGCUUCAACAGCGCGUUGAACAUCUGGAGGAACAGGUCAACUAUGCAGUGAAAGCUAUUGAUGAUUUUGGAUCCAGUAGGAAAUCUGGGGAUGAAAAAUGUGAUUCAGAAAGUCAAAAUGAACCCUAA
This is a messenger RNA of Dibothriocephalus latus, 693 nucleotides long. Lineage: Eukaryota; Metazoa; Platyhelminthes; Cestoda; Diphyllobothriidea; Diphyllobothriidae. The record is from the annotation of a GenBank genome assembly.